CAGAAGGACACUUUGAUGUUCUCCAUCCAGGACAGCCUCCCCCGGGGGGCCCUGACCAUGAAGGAGGAGCCGCUCCCCACCGGCAUGACCCCGGUCCGCUCCUGGAUGCAGGGCGCAGGGAUUUUGGACGCCAACACAGCGGCCCAGAGCGGUGUGGGUUUAGCUCGAGCUCACUUCGAGAAGCAGCCUCCGUCCAACCUGAGGAAGUCCAACUUCUUCCACUUCGUGCUGGCGCUGUACGACCGGCAGGGCCAGCCGGUGGAGAUCGAGAGGACUUCAUACGUGGACUUUGUGGAGAAAGACAAGGAGUACAACGGAGAGAAGACCAACAACGGCAUCCACUACAGGCUACAGCUCCUCUACAGCAACGGCAUCAGGACAGAACAAGACCUUUAUGUUCGGCUGAUAGACUCCAUGACCAAACAGCCCAUCCUGUAUGAAGGACAGGACAAGAACCCGGAGAUGUGUCGCGUCCUCCUCACCCACGAGAUCAUGUGCAGUCGGUGUUGUGACAAGAAGAGCUGCGGAAAUCGCAACGAGACGCCCUCCGACCCCGUCAUCAUCGACAGAUUCUUCCUGAAGUUCUUCCUCAAGUGCAAUCAGAACUGUUUGAAAAAUGCAGGAAACCCACGAGACAUGCGGAGGUUCCAGGUGGUGGUGUCCACUACAGUCAACGUGGACGGUCACGUGCUGGCGGUGUCAGACAACAUGUUCGUCCACAACAACUCUAAACAUGGCCGCCGCGCCCGGCGCCUGGACCCCUCUGAAGCAGCCACUCCCUGCAUUAAAGCCAUCAGCCCGAGCGAGGGUUGGACGACCGGCGGGGCCACCGUCAUCCUCAUCGGGGACAACUUCUUCGACGGCCUGCAGGUCGUCUUCGGCACCAUGCUGGUCUGGAGUGAGCUGAUCACCCCCCACGCCAUCCGGGUCCAGACGCCCCCUCGUCACAUCCCCGGGGUCGUGGAGGUCACGCUGUCCUACAAGUCCAAGCAGUUCUGCAAAGGAGCGCCGGGACGCUUCGUCUACACCGCCUUGAACGAGCCCACCAUCGACUACGGCUUCCAGAGGCUACAGAAGGUCAUCCCUCGCCACCCCGGGGACCCCGAGAGGUUACCUAAGGAGGUUCUGUUGAAGCGAGCAGCCGACCUGGUGGAGGCUCUGUACGGGAUGCCGCACAACAACCAGGAGAUCAUCCUGAAGCGAGCGGCCGACCUCACCGAGGCUCUGUACAGCGUCCCUCGCAGUCACAACCAGCUGCCGUCUCUGACCAGCUCGGCCGCUCACUCGGGGAUGAUGGGAGUGAACUCCUUCAGCAGCCAGCUCGCCGUCAACAUCUCCGAGGCCUCGCAGGCCGACCAGGGUUACUCCCGUAACUCAAACAGCGUGUCUCCUCGCGGCUACGUGCCGAGCUCCACGCCUCAGCAGUCCAACUACAACACCAUCACGUCCACCAUGAACGGAUACGGCGCGGGGAUGACCAACCUCGGCGUGCCUGGAUCUCCCAGCUUCCUCAACGGCUCCACCGCCAACUCUGCUUACGCAAUCAAACAGAAGAGCGCCUUCGCCCCUGUCGUGCGGCCACAGACCUCCCCGCCCCCCACCUGCACCACCACCAAUGGCAGCAACCUCCAGGCCAUGGCAGGUCUCAUCGUCCCGCCCAUGUGAGCAGGAUUCUCAGCCAGAUACCGUCAGACCCCGCCCCCCAAACCCCCCCCCCCUCCGAACCCCAGCACCGAUGGCGGCUCCGCCCACCUGAAACGCCACAACAGCAGCGAAAAAAAAAAUCCUUCCCGUCAUCCCUCAGACCCAGAAUCCAUCACUGCACGAGAAGAAAACGCUUGAAUCUCCAUCGAUUUAUUUGCCGCCAGUCGACGACGACUUCAUCGUGUUCGCUCAGCCGCUGCAGAUGCCGCCGAUCUGAUGGUCAUGUGACCGCGCUGCAGCAGAUGACUGGUUAAGAGACUAUUUAGGAAACAGAAAAUGUGUUUUCAGACGUCUGCAUGUCGAGGCAUCGCUCCGUCAGAGGAGGUUAAAGGUCAUGAAGGCCGUGACAAUGGACUGUGUGGGGGGGGUGGGGGGGCGGGGGCGGGGUCAGGUGUCUGCAGUACUUCCUGUUGUGUGAGUAUUGUUGUGCUGAGUUAUUAAACAGGUUUAUUUGACUUCAGAAGUCUGUGGAGACCCGACAGGUCUCAGAUCAGUUUGAACCACUGUGAGACAGGAAGGAGGCGUGUCCACCGGGAGCUUCUGUUCACCGCAACGACAUCACCUGAACCGACCAAUCAGCAUCGAUUAGGGAGACGUUUUGAGGACCAGUCCAGCGGUUUUGUAUGUUUUACACUCUUAGAACAAAUCAGCCAAACAUUCUGCAAACAGCAGCACUGAUUAAUGAAGUAUGUGAUAGUUGAUCUUAUAUUUAUUCCACACGGUAUAAAAAUCAAUUAGCAGACUAUUUAAACUUCCAGUUAUCGCAGUGCAGACUUUUAAAAUCAAUCUUUAUUUAAAUGGAGUUCUGCACAAACCUGAA
This is a messenger RNA of Thunnus maccoyii (southern bluefin tuna), 2524 nucleotides long. Its product is annotated as transcription factor COE3-like. The record is from RefSeq and is a predicted model, not a curated record. Bases 16 to 1665 code for a protein of 549 amino acids. Lineage: Eukaryota; Metazoa; Chordata; Actinopteri; Scombriformes; Scombridae. Gene Ontology annotation, biological process: regulation of transcription by RNA polymerase II. Gene Ontology annotation, molecular function: DNA-binding transcription factor activity, RNA polymerase II-specific; RNA polymerase II cis-regulatory region sequence-specific DNA binding. The transcript is spliced from 16 exons.